AUGUGCCAUUCCAGGAUGUCAUUCCUGGUGUCAUUCCCACAUUCCCAGGGCUAUUACCGCCGUGCCCCGUCGUACCUGCCGCUGCGGCGGCGGGAGCGGCGCGGGUGCUUCGCGGUGCCGAUGGUUCACUCCACGGUGCUGCUCGACCUGCGCCCGGCAGCGCUCGAAGUCUCGCCUCACCCCCUCGGCUACGGCGGCGCCUUCGACGACAUCAUCGUGUUCGCCCUGCGCCUGCCGCGCCGCGGGGUGCAGAUGUUCGUCAGUAACCGGGAGGUGUUCGGGUUCCUGCCGGUCCCGCUGCGCUCCCAGAGCUCCCUGCGGGAUGAGGCCGAGAACUUCCUGCACGUCCAGCUGGAGAUCAUGGUGAAGUUCCCCCCGGCCGAGCCCUCCCCCCAUGUGUGGGUGCCCCCCAAGGUCCUCGACAAGCUGGGCUUUGACGAGGUGUUCCUGAUCAACCUGCGGCGCCGCUCGGACCGGCGGGCGCGGAUGCUGCGGACGCUGCAGGAAUUGGGGAUCUCCUGCCGGCUGGUGGAGGCCGUGGACGGGCAGGCCCUGAACAGCAGCGAGGUGGAGGCGCUGGGGGUGUGGAGAUGGUGA
Messenger RNA from Myiozetetes cayanensis, 597 nucleotides. Its product is annotated as procollagen galactosyltransferase 1-like. The coding region runs from base 1 to 597 and encodes 198 amino acids. The transcript is spliced from 5 exons. NCBI's taxonomy places the organism in Eukaryota, Metazoa, Chordata, Aves, Passeriformes, Tyrannidae. The record is from RefSeq and is a predicted model, not a curated record. Gene Ontology annotation, molecular function: procollagen galactosyltransferase activity.